Messenger RNA from Kazachstania africana CBS 2517, 726 nucleotides. It is a transcript of the gene CWC24, whose product is annotated as U2-type spliceosomal complex subunit CWC24. The record is from RefSeq and is a predicted model, not a curated record. Gene Ontology annotation, cellular component: U2-type spliceosomal complex. Gene Ontology annotation, molecular function: metal ion binding. Lineage: Eukaryota; Fungi; Ascomycota; Saccharomycetes; Saccharomycetales; Saccharomycetaceae. The transcript has a single exon. Bases 1 to 726 code for a protein of 241 amino acids. Gene Ontology annotation, biological process: snoRNA splicing.
AUGUUCAAGAAAAGAAGCAAGCUGUCUGGUGACGGUUUACAGAAUAAAAGAAAGAAAUUGGAUGAAUCAGAAAGAGCCAAAAACAAUAUUGCCGUGAAGAAAGGUGAUUCUGUUCCAAAAUUGUCAUUGGAGGAUGAUAACAUAUUGCCUGAUGAUAGUGCGUAUAAGCUACUCUCGACUGAAAAUGAAGCUACAAAAUCUGAUAUACUGAAUAAUGAACGUAACUUCAAGCAAGCUGACUUCAAAAAAAGUGGCGAUAAUAAUAAUGCCUUGAUUUCCAUUAAUAAGAGCAAAUUUAAUGCAAGUAAACAGAUUUUACAGCCGUUUAAUGUACGUACCACUAUUGUAACAGAUUAUCAACCAGACGUCUGUAAGGAUUACAAACAAACUGGGUACUGUGGCUAUGGUGAUAGCUGUAAAUUUUUGCAUUCGAGAGAUGAUUUUAAAGCAGGUUGGAAGUUAAACAAAGAAUGGGAUGUUGAUAACAAUGGAAAUAAUGACGAGGUUCAAAAAGAAUUAGAGGAUAUUCCUUUCAAAUGUGUACUGUGUAACGAAGAUUAUAAAUCGCCUAUUGUCACUAGCUGCAAUCACUACUUUUGUUCCGCCUGUUUCAUGAAGAGAGUGGAAAAAGACUCAAAAUGUUUUAUCUGUAAAGCAGAAACACAUGGUGUUGCUAAGGUAGCUGUUAAUCUAAAAAAAUAUUUAAAAAAGACGGAUAGUAGCUAA